Messenger RNA from Mangifera indica (mango), 1530 nucleotides. RefSeq lists its product as uncharacterized. Bases 529 to 1428 code for a protein of 299 amino acids. The record is from RefSeq and is a predicted model, not a curated record. The transcript has a single exon. Lineage: Eukaryota; Viridiplantae; Streptophyta; Magnoliopsida; Sapindales; Anacardiaceae.
UAAAAUACCAGCCUUUUUCCAGCUAAUAAUAUUAACAAUCGGUUAUGGUUUUUUCUUAAUGUAUUUAUUCUCAUCCAUCUGUUUCUUCUUCACUUGCCUACUGCCCAUGUGAUUUCAGUAAUCUAUCUCUCUAAAUCCAGUGACCAAAUUUCCAUUUCUUUCAGUUUCUGUAUCAUUAUCUUUUAGUCAUGUCUUUUUUUAGCUUGUUUUUUGAUAUGGCCUUACAGCUCAGAGACAUUGACAGUGAAGCAAAUCUAAGUCCACUCUUUUAGUUCUCUGUCUUUUUCAUACGCAACUGUAAACUUCAAAAGCCCGACACGAUACAACCCAGAACAGACUGAAGCAUUUGAAAGCCGAUCUUGAAGCAUUUGGGUGAUGGGUUCUUAAAUUCAUCUUCAAUUGACUGAGGUAGAAACUGUUUGUUAUUGUUAUUGUUCUGUGUAUCAAGUUUGUUCUUUUGUUCAUUCUUUUGAUCUAGUGAAGAAACCGUGAGAAAAAAAGGGAAAAAUUUAUCAUUUUUGGUGUAAAAUGAGGGACUUCCCUUCUUGUUUUGGUGAAAAUGGAGUUCAAGUUGCUGAUUCUUCGUCAUCAAGUGCAGCAAAAGCUUCUCAAAAUUUGGUUACUUGUGUUUAUCUGUGUAAAUUCCAUGGUCUUUCUUUCUUGGUAACUGUCACAUGGACGAAGAAUCUCAUGGGUCAAGGUCUUAGUGUUGCAAUUGAUGAUUCAACCAACCAAUGCCUUUGCAAAGUUGAGAUAAAACCAUGGUUGUUCUCCAAGAGAAAAGGGUCUAAAAAUUUAGACGUAGAUUCUAGUAAAAUUGAUAUAUAUUGGGACUUGUCCAGUGCUAGAUUUGGUCCUGGGCCUGAGCCAAUAGAGGGAUAUUAUUUAGCUGUUGCAUAUAACCAAGAAAUGGUGUUACUUCUUGGAGACUUGAAAAAGGAAGCAUACAGGAAGGUUGAAACUACCCCUGUUAAUAUUGAUGCCAUUUUCGUUGCCAAGAGAGAACACAUUUUUGGCAAGAAAUUUUAUGGUUCCAAGGCUCAGUUUUGUGAUAAGGGGAAGAUGCAUGAUGUCACAAUUGAGUGUGAUACUACUGAUGUUAAGGAUCCUUGCCUUGUGAUUCGCAUUGAUAGUAAGGCGGUGAUGCAAGUCAAGAGGCUGAAGUGGAAGUUCCGCGGUAAUCACACUAUUCUGGUGGAUGGGCUCCCGGUUGAGGUAUUUUGGGACGUUCAUAAUUGGCUGUUUGGUAAUGCUAUGGGAAAUGCAGUUUUCAUGUUCCAAACUUGUCUUUCUGGUGAGAAGUUGUGUACGAGCCAAUCUAUUUUUGAUCCUUCUGUAUUGACCUGGUCUCAUUCUCAGCAAUUCAGAGAUUACCAAUUACAAGGACUUGGUUUUUCAUUGCUAUUGUAUGCUUGGAAGAAUGAAUAGAAUUGUAAUUUUCACCAUUGAUUAUCAACAAAUACUUUCGUUGAUUUUACUUAUAAACAAUGUGAUUGAGCUUUAUAAUGCAUCCAACUAUAGGUUUACCAA